AUGGGAGAGACCAACCUGACAAACCCCUUCGUCUUUAGAGUCGUCAAUGCCCAGGGCACCGACGAGGAGCAAAGAAUAUACGGCUUUUGGAGUACUAGCUGGUACAUCAAACGGACUGGUGUCGCAAGCGAAUCGGAAGCAGUUUCGUCUUCGUCUUCGUCCUUGUCGUCAUCGACUUCAUCGGUCACGCUAGACCCGGUUUCUUCGCCACCAACAACAUCGUCAACAAGUCCCUCGUCGACCACAUCAUCAACAGACACCCUGACAACAGUGGCCUCAGAUGGAGUAAAAGACACGGAAGACAAGGGUAUCGGCAAGAACACUAUAAUCGGUCUGACGGUCGGGCUCGUGGUCGCGGCAAUCCUCAUCACUGUGGGAGUGGUGUUCUGCCUUCGAAAACGCCGGAAAGACAAGACUGCUUCAACUCCUGCGCCAGUAUCCGCAGUGUCUUACGUCGAUAAUGCCCCUGCUCAAAAGCAGUCUGGUUAUCAUGCAGCGCAUGAGGUCUUUGCGCCGCCUUCCGAGUUGCAGGGCGCGCCACCGCUCUAUGAGCUUCCUGGUCACAGAUAG
Alternaria novae-zelandiae is the source of this 570-nucleotide messenger RNA. RefSeq lists its product as uncharacterized. The record is from RefSeq and is a predicted model, not a curated record. NCBI's taxonomy places the organism in Eukaryota, Fungi, Ascomycota, Dothideomycetes, Pleosporales, Pleosporaceae. Bases 1 to 570 code for a protein of 189 amino acids. The transcript is spliced from 2 exons.